Molecule: messenger RNA, 1822 nt
Organism: Lymnaea stagnalis (great pond snail)
Lineage: Eukaryota; Metazoa; Mollusca; Gastropoda; Lymnaeidae
Source: the annotation of a GenBank genome assembly
ACAUCUUCCAUUUGCUGAACAUGCGACCCCCCAAUAAAAAACGAAAAAUUUCCGCUCGUGAUGGACCCACACGAUGUCUUCCCACUUCCUACGCCUUUGACAACGAGAAGUCUGAUGAACGACAACAUUCCUCUUGGGAAAAUCUUCCCGCCAAUGUUUUGAGGGAAAUUUACCAGAGUUUGGCCGAUGUGGACAGAGCUUCCAUGGCUCGCGUAAUGAAUGUUUUAUAUUAAUGUAACAGGGAUUUGCGAAUGUGGACAGAGCCUCCAUGGCUCGGGCAAUGUCUACCUUAUAUUAAUACACCAAUUGGGAAGUAGAUCUAUUGUCUUUUUGGUCGGGUUUGGGAUAUGAGAUACUGUGUAAUAUUUCGUUUCUUUUUUUUUUAACAAUUCAAUAAAAGAUGCAAUGGAGUAUAAUUGCUGGUAGCAAUGGAGUACCAUUGCUGGUAAUGUGUGGAGUACCAUUGCUGGUAAUGUGUGGAGUACCAUUGCUGGUAAUGUGUACAGAUGUUUAGAUGAAAUCUGGGUAAGGGGAUGGAUUGUUGAAAAAAAAGAACAGAUAUGAGAUAGAUGAAGAAAUGGAUGGAUGAGUGGAUCAACUUGCUAAUGGAUAAGUGGAUGCAUGGGAGGUGUGGGUUAGCUGAUUGGCUUUGGAAUGUAUAGAUAAAUCAGUGUUUGUUUGUUUGUUUUUUUGGUAAGAAUAUUGAUGUUAAUGGUGUUUCGGUUUAACAUGCCUCUACAAAAAAAAAUAUUAGUAAUAUUUAUGACUAACUGAAUUGACAGUUUAUUGUUUUAGAUAUUAAAUCGUGUACAUGCUUCAUGCUGAUUCAAAACAAAAAAAAAAAUCAAAACACAAUACACAAGUAUUUUUUUGGCUUGACAUUUUUGAUUUUAUUCUUAAAGGUGGGGAGGGAGAUGUUCAUUAUUUUAAGAACUGUUACAAUCUAACUUCCCCAAAACUAAAAAAAAGAUUAAAACUCUAAUUAAAAAUCAUUAGUAUACUCUUUCAAAUUGAUUAUUGGUGUGAUACUGAUAAUUUGACGAUAAAGUUGCUCUCAAUGGACAUUACCUUUACUAAAAUAUACUAAAAACCCACACUAAACCAUUGCUACCACUUAGCAACACUCUUGCGUGUAGCCACGCAAUUAAAUUUAAACGUUUCUUUCUUUGUCAAGGUGUGCAAACCCUGGCGCGAAGGCUUCCGAGACCCUAGUCUGUGGAGGACCAGAACUAUUAUGUUUUGUCGUCGCAAAGACGAACAACAGAUGAAGGUUGGCGAUGAAUUAAAAAUGACAUCCGGUACAGUAACAUAGCUGAUGAAGAUUUGUAGAACUAAAACAAACCAAAAAAAAAAAAUUAAAAAUAUUUGUAUGACAAAUAUCGUAACGUAAAAUUUCAAGAUACUGGUACAUUAAACAUAGAAGUCAAACUAGCAUACUAUUACAUACUAUUACAUACUAUUACAGUUGGUUUUUUUUUUUUUACUAUAGUUGCAAUAUUUCAAGUAUAGAAAUUUAGAAGGAGUAGUAUUAAUGUGUUAUUUAUUGCACCAAGUCGAGGUAAUAUAUACAAUGGACAUACCAUUGUUCUUUUCUUCAGUCCCCCCCAUGCUUUACGGUCUAUAAUAACUGGUAGUUCCCUUAUUCUUUAAAAUGCGUUUUUUUUUGUAUUCCCCACUAGGAAGGAAUGCAAUAAAACUUGUCAAACAGUUCCCAAGAUACCUUAAAGAAUUGAACAUUACGUUCUUGCACGUGCCUUGGCGUACAUCCAAGGAAAUCAUCAAUGAGUUCCAAAAGUUUUCUAAACUUUUGGAUGAUGCAAAU